Molecule: messenger RNA, 7216 nt
Organism: Alligator mississippiensis (American alligator)
Lineage: Eukaryota; Metazoa; Chordata; Crocodylia; Alligatoridae
Gene: SALL3
Product: spalt like transcription factor 3
Exons: 3
Coding region: 580-4584 (1334 amino acids)
Biological process (GO): regulation of transcription by RNA polymerase II
Cellular component (GO): nucleus
Molecular function (GO): DNA-binding transcription factor activity, RNA polymerase II-specific; RNA polymerase II cis-regulatory region sequence-specific DNA binding
Source: RefSeq, a predicted model, not a curated record
GCCAGUUGCCCCUCGCCCAUAUGCGGGGCACAGUGCGCAGCCCGCCGCCGCCGCCGCCGCCGCCGCGCGCUUUGCUGCUGCCGCCGCUGCCAGUGCCUCCCGCCGCCGGGCCCGGGGAGCCGCCCGCUUCGGCGGAGUGAGGCGGCUAAUUGCGGAGCCCCCCGGCCUUCAUUUACAUAUGCAGCCCGAGGCCGCUGGAGCCGGGCCAAUCCGCGCUCGCCCCCAGCACCAUUAAUCGCCAUGCAUUAUUCACCGGCGUAAUUACCGAGCCCCAUGCGCGAGCCGCGCCGCCGCCCCAGCCCGCAGCGCCGCCGGCCCCGCACCGCGCGCACCCCGCCCGGCUGAGCCCGCUCGGCGCACGGCUGCCUGGCGGGGACCACUUUGGGGUUUGUUUGUUUGGUUGGCUUUGGGGGGGGGAAGAGGGGGGUUAGGCUCUCCCCCCGCCCCCGCAACUCGACUUUUCUCUGAGACCCCCCCCACACACGCACGCUGCCCCCCCCCACACCCCCAUAACCACCUCCUUCCACCUCUCGCUGAUGCCUCUGCAAAAAGCAGCAGCAGGCAGCCUCAGUUAGCAGCAUGUCUCGUCGGAAGCAAGCGAAGCCCCAGCAUCUCAAGUCGGACGAGGAGCUGCAGGCGGAGGUAGUUUCUGAGCACGCAGUCCCAGGCGAAGGAGCAGAUGAUGGUGAUAGUGGGAAUGAAAGCCGAAGUGGAAGUGAAGAAACCAACGUCUGUGAAAAAUGCUGUGCAGAAUUCUUCAAGUGGACGGACUUUCUGGAACACAAGAAGAAUUGCACUAAAAACCCACUGGUGCUGAUUGUGAAUGAAGAUGAAGCAGCACCACCUCCCUCUGAAGAAUUCCCUGAGCCUUCACCUGCUAGCUGUCCUAGCGAUCAGGCAGAGAGUGAGACUGCUGAAGAAAGUGUUCAGACAGAGAACAAUGAUAGCUGUGAGAUAAAGAACACAGAAAAGGAAGAAGAGCCGAUGGAGGUUGAAACUUCUGCAGAGAAGAGUUUCCCGAAUCAAGGCACCUCAAACACAGCUACUCCUCUACCUCAGAUUCCAGAACCAUCUUCCAUGACAAAUUACAACAUGCCAAACACUAAUGUUACCUUAGAGACUCUGCUGAGUACUAAAGUGGCAGUUGCACAGUUUUCACAGAAUGCAAGGUCCGCAGCAUCUGCAAACAUAAACAGUGGGGUGACUGCAAUGGCCAUCCCAAUGAUUCUAGAGCAGUUGAUGGCAUUGCAGCAGCAACAAAUUCACCAGCUCCAGCUAAUAGAACAGAUUCGAAGCCAGGUGGCAAUGAUGAAUCGACAGCCAUUACGCCCCUCCCUGAACCCUCUAGUUCCUUCUCAGACUGCUCCCGUGCAAGCUUCUAACCAGCUCCAAGGGUUUGCUGCAAAUUCUACUCUUCAGCUAACGGGAGUUGUUCCUCCCACAGUUGUGGGGCAGGCCACUAGCAAUCAGCCCUCCGUGUUUGAGGGCACUCCACACAUCUCAAGGCCUACAUCUGGAACAAGCACUCCUAACAUAUCCAGCAAUGGUUCUUCAGCCCCAACUGAUUCAAGCUCAUCUUCUUCCUCUAAUGCAAUUACAUCAGUAACUCCUGCUUCUGUGUCAAAUACUACUAGUAGUUCUUCACAGCCCCAAAAUGCUUCAACUCCACCUUCAAUAGGACACGGAAGUCUCACCUCAGUUUCCAGCCUGCCAAACCCACUUCUACCUCAGACUUCAUCAAAUAGUGUGAUCUUCCCCAACCCACUGGUUAGCAUUGCGGCAACUGCUAAUGCAUUAGAUCCUUUAUCGGCCCUUAUGAAGCACCGCAAAGGAAAACCACCAAAUGUGUCAGUGUUUGAACCCAAAUCAAGCUCUGAGGAUCCCUUUUUCAAACAUAAAUGUAGAUUUUGUGCCAAGGUCUUUGGAAGUGAUAGUGCUUUACAAAUACAUCUACGUUCACACACAGGAGAGAGACCUUUUAAAUGCAACAUAUGCGGAAAUCGCUUUUCCACAAAAGGCAAUCUGAAAGUUCAUUUUCAAAGGCAUAAAGAGAAAUAUCCCCACAUCCAGAUGAAUCCAUAUCCUGUUCCAGAAUACCUCGAUAAUGUGCCCACUUGCUCUGGAAUUCCAUACGGAAUGUCACUGCCUCCUGAAAAACCAGUUACGACGUGGUUGGAUAGCAAACCUGUCUUACCAACUGUCCCAACUUCUAUUGGCCUUCAGCUUCCUCCCACUAUACCUGGUGUUAACAGUUAUGGGGAUUCUCCAAGUAUUACUCCUAUGAGCAGGUCACCUCAGAGGCCAUCUCCUGCUUCAAGUGAAUGCACUUCUUUAUCCCCAAGCCUAAACAAUUCUGAGUCAGGCAUUCCAGUGUCUGCAGAAUCCCCACAACCAAUUCACAGUGGCUCAUCUUUGACUAAAACUGAACCCAUCAGUUUGCCUCCGACAAAUGCAAGGGUUGGAGACCUUACUGGAAGUGGGCAAGUUUCUACAGCUUCCACAUCCUCAGUUCCUACUGCUGUUACGGAUAGCAACAUUUCAACGAGCCUCCCAAACCCAGUGCUUCCAACCAUGUCUGACCAGUUCAAGGCAAAGUUUCCAUUUGGUGGUCUACUAGACUCUAUGCAAACAUCAGAAACCUCAAAACUACAACAGCUAGUAGAGAAUAUUGACAAGAAGAUGACAGAUCCAAAUCAAUGUGUCAUUUGUCAUCGUGUGCUUAGUUGUCAGAGUGCUCUCAAGAUGCAUUACAGAACACAUACAGGAGAAAGACCAUUUAAAUGCAAAAUUUGUGGACGUGCCUUUACUACAAAAGGCAAUCUAAAAACACAUUUUGGAGUUCAUCGAGCGAAGCCACCACUAAGAGUACAGCAUUCAUGUCCCAUUUGUCAGAAGAAAUUUACAAAUGCUGUUGUUCUUCAGCAGCAUAUUCGUAUGCAUAUGGGUGGGCAGAUUCCAAACACGCCAUUACCAGAGGGCUUCCAAGAUGCAAUGGACUCAGAGCUAUCAUAUGAUGAAAAGAAUAUUGAAACAUUGAGCAAUUAUGAUGAUGACAUCGAUGAAAAUUCUAUGGAAGAGGACCCAGAGUUGAAGGACACAGCAAGUGACUCAUCCAAACCACUUAUAUCUUACUCUGGCUCGUGUCCUUCUUCACCACCUUCUGUAAUAUCUAGUAUUGCUGCUUUAGAGAAUCAGAUGAAAAUGAUUGAUUCUGUCAUGAACUGCCAGCAGCUGACCAGUUUAAAAUCCAUUGAAAAUGGGUCAGGGGAAAGUGACCAUUUGAGCAAUGAUUCCUCAUCAGCUGUUGGUGAUCUUGAAAGCCAGAGUGCAGGCAGCCCAGCGAUGUCAGAAUCCUCUUCCUCCAUGCAAGCUUUGUCUCCUGUAAAUAGCAAUAGUGAAAGUUUUAGGUCAAAGUCCCCAGGUCUUAGCAACCAGGAAGAACCACAAGAAAUACAAUUAAAGACAGAAAAACCUGACAGUCCACCACCUGCCACUGAAAAUGGAGGUGCGUUAGAUCUGACAUCCACCAACCCGGGAAGACCGGUCAUCAAAGAGGAGGCUCCUUUUAGCCUGCUGUUCCUGAACAGAGAACGUGGUAAGUUUAAAAGUACUGUUUGUAAUAUCUGUGGAAAGCCUUUUGCUUGUAAGAGUGCAUUGGAAAUUCACUACCGCAGCCAUACUAAAGAACGUCCAUUUGUUUGUACAGUCUGCAAUCGUGGGUGUUCCACUAUGGGUAAUUUAAAACAGCACUUACUGACACACAAAUUAAAAGAGCUGCCUUCUCAGUUAUUUGAACCCAACUUUACUCUAGGUCCCAGCCAAAGCACUCCUAGCCUGGUCACCAGUACUGCGCCUACCAUGAUCAAAAUGGAAGUGAAUGGUCACAGCAAGCCGAUCUCACUGGGUGAGGUUCCCUCGCUUCCAGCUGGAAUCCAGGUUCCUGCUGCCCCACAGACAGUGAUGAGUCCAGGCAUCACUCCUAUGCUGGCACCCCCACCACGUCGGACUCCCAAGCAACACAACUGUCAAUCGUGUGGAAAGACCUUCUCUUCAGCAAGUGCACUGCAGAUACAUGAACGCACCCAUACUGGUGAAAAGCCAUUUGGUUGCACAAUCUGUGGUAGAGCUUUUACCACAAAAGGGAAUCUUAAGGUUCACAUGGGAACCCACAUGUGGAAUAAUGCCCCUGCAAGACGUGGUCGCCGACUGUCCGUGGAAAACCCCAUGGCUCUAUUAGGUGGUGAUGCUCUGAAGUUUUCUGAAAUGUUCCAAAAGGAUUUGGCAGCUCGGGCAAUGAAUGUUGAUCCAAAUUUUUGGAACCAGUAUGCUGCAGCUAUCACUAAUGGACUUGCUAUGAAGAACAAUGAGAUUUCUGUCAUACAGAACGGAGGCAUUCCCCAGCUCCCAGUAAGUUUGGGUGGAAGUGCCAUUCCACCUUUAAGUAACAUUACCACUGGAAUGGACAAAGCUCGCACUGGCAGCAGCCCUCCCAUUGUUGGUUUGGACAAAGCAAGUUCUGAAACUGGAGCCAGUCGUCCAUUCACAAGAUUUAUUGAGGAUAACAAAGAAAUUGGCAUAAACUAAAAGCAUACAUUACCAGUAUCGGUUGGACCACUACUCAACACAACAUUUGUUCUAGUUCAUGUACAGUUUUUGAAGUUAAGCAUUAGUUUCCUGACCUAAAUGCAUAGGUUCCCUUUAAAAUUUUACCCAUAGCAGAAAUACGUAACUUUGUGGCUGCUGAAAAGUUGUCUUGCAAGAUCUGCAUGAUACUUCUUUCAACAGUGAGUUUGACUGUUACCGAGAACUAUGAAACCUUUUUAAUUUAAGUUAACAAAAACAAAAGAUCAUUGGAUAACUGCAUUAGGAACAGAAAGAGGCUAGACUACGUCCACUUUGCUUCUUACAAAACUUAUUAUCAACUGAGAAAAGGGGGCUUCACUAAUGCAUUCCUGUCAAACUUAUUUCCUGGUUUUGUUCAAAUUAGUUAGAAACUUGAACUAUGUUUUUAGGAAUCUUAAUCUUAAAUAAGUGAUUUAGUACCCCAAAGCAGUGUAUUAUUACAGUAUCCUUGUCUGUAGUAUUUAUAAUGUUAAGAUUAUGCGGGUAACAGACAAUAUACUAGCCCCAACCUUAAAUGAAGCUUUUGUACUGCAAAAUACAUCUGAUUAUGUGAUUUUUCUUUUUUAUUUUCCCUUUCUUUUUUUUAAAUCAAGUUUUGUUUUACUAUAAAUAAGUGGUUUAUUUCAAUGCAGGCAAAAUUGUGAAGUUUUAUUGGGAAAGAUAGCAUGCUUUUCAUGUGCAAGUACCUGUCAGUAACAAACCUUUUUUAUUUAAAUAUUUGUAGCUGCUAUGUGGACAGUUGUUCUAUUAAAUGAAAAAUGUAGUGUGGACUUUAGCUCAAUGAUUGGAAAACAAGUUACAGACAAACCUUAGCACCAUAAAUUAUUCACAACAUUAUAAACAGUUGUGAGUAAACAUUUCAUGUUAUCAAAGCUGUACAAAUAAAAGGUAAUGUUUGUAUAAUGUGGUUGCAAACUCUUAAUUUAUACUAUUGCACUUUUAGUAUUUUGUAUUAGGGAGGUUUGUCUAUAAUUUGAAACUGAACAAAGAUGUAAACUAUUUUAUAAAUAGUACUUAAGAAAAAUGGGAAAAGCUGUUACAGUUUCUUGUUUUGUCUUAAGGUCAAAUGAUGUGAGAGAUCUAUAUUACUUAAACAGAAAAGCCACUGAGAACUGUCAGAUCCUUAAAUAAAAUGGGGCCUGCCAUUUCUUAAAUUGAAACAAUUCAUUUAACUUUUCUACAAAGCCCACUUAAUGUGACCAUCCCCAACAGAAUGUUGAUAAAUUGAUCUUAGGAGUGUGAUAUCAAUGCAAAACCAAGAUAGACUAAAGAGAACAUUGUGUAGGUUUUAAUUUUACUGUAAUCAGUUCUGUCUCUUUCACAUAUGCCCACAAGUAGGUUGACUGCCUAAUAACCCUUGUAUUGUGUACAGCUUUACUGGGAACAGAAUAAUACAUGUCUGGCAGCAUGAUCAGUCAUAACUUUAAAAUAUUCUGUAUUUAUUCUCAACUCUUGCUAAUUAUCUUCUCGGAUUACUACAAAGCACAAUGUACUCUGGUUAUUCUAAUGGAAUUUUAUGUUGAUUACCUUGUUUAAAUAACACCAAGUAAAUAAAGGGAAUGGUUCCACUCUUAAGCUAGGAUGCUGGGGAGCCUGGGGCUUAAUCAAAACUUGAACAGUAAAAGUUUUGUGUACUACCUCAUUUUUGUGCAUUACAAGCAUGGUGGAGUCUGACACUAUGAACUUCCGUCCAACAAAAUUGUUCAAGGGACAUUAUGGGUAGCUGGGUAACAGCACAAGGAGUUUUAUGCCCCUGAAGAAAGAAUCAGAGAGUGAGGUCUUCUCAGUUGAGACUGGAAAAAUAGGACAAUCUCUUUCUUAUACAACAAAAAACAUUACUGUAAGAGGAUGGACUAUUUCUGCCAUCGUGUAAUUGAAUGAAAAGAGUUUUGAAGACAUAUUAGCUGUUUAUUUCUAUUGGAAAUGAACAAUGAACUAUACAGCUCUGUUUUCUACAGUGAUGACAUGUAUAAAGUGUGUGUGUGUAUACGUAUGUAUGUGUUACACGCGCACACACAUGUGUGUAUAUACACACACACACACACGCACAUGCACACACGUUAAAAAGAACCCUAUAAUAUAACAUCUUUUACCAUCUUUCACCACUGCGUGUGGAUUAUUUAGGGGUGUUUCAAACCAUCGGAAAAAGAAAACUGAGGUGGCUUAAUGUUGCUGUAUUUCAGCAAUUGAAUGUUUUUAUUUAUCUGUGUCAUUUUUGGUGUGAAUUUUUUUUGUUAGUAUUUGGUACCAUGUAGUGUUAUCUCUUCUCCCUAAAGGAUGUGUAUAACUUAAAAAAAAAAGAGAUGUAAAGUGUUGUAAAUAAGAUGGUUGAUGGUACAGUAAGACUGACCCCAUUUUGUAUUCAGGGUUAGGUCAUUCCUCUCUGCAUGGUGAAGAGAGACACUAUUUUUAUACUGCGAUACCAUGUAGGGCUAGGAGCCUCCCUGAACCAGCUGGGAAUUGUUACCUAGAUCCAAUAUUUUUUAUUAUUAAAUCUUGUUGGCUUGACACAUCUACUGAUUGAAAUGGAUGUCUUAGUCUAGGUUACUAUUUUUGUCAUAUGGAAUUGAAUAAAAUGCAGGAUGUAAUAUUA